This is a messenger RNA of Dendroctonus ponderosae (mountain pine beetle), 598 nucleotides long. RefSeq names its product paired mesoderm homeobox protein 2B. Gene Ontology annotation, biological process: regulation of transcription by RNA polymerase II. Lineage: Eukaryota; Metazoa; Arthropoda; Insecta; Coleoptera; Curculionidae. The transcript has 3 exons. Gene Ontology annotation, molecular function: DNA-binding transcription factor activity, RNA polymerase II-specific; RNA polymerase II transcription regulatory region sequence-specific DNA binding. The coding region runs from base 77 to 598 and encodes 173 amino acids. The record is from RefSeq and is a predicted model, not a curated record.
UUAAGCUCUUUUCCCCAUUUUCACUUUGCAAUUAACUUCAUCUGCUGCUGCUGAUCUGAACAUCCAUCAGCCCAAAAUGGAUUACUCCUAUCUAAAUCAGGCCUCGUUCGAUUCGAGCUGCCUGCAAAGCUCCAUGGACCCGACGGGACUUACCAACAUGCCUUGCUCCUAUGGGGAUCUUACCUCUUGUAGCCAAAUGUCGCAAGCCGCUUACCGAUACACGGCAGCUGCAGCUUCAAUGGCUCGAAGUUACAAUCCGUCGGCUGGUGCUCCAAUGGGGGUGCACCAUUCUCCUGCUGGUUCACAGUGCGCGGUUAUGGGAACCAGGCCUCAUGUGCAGGAUGUGCAUAGAGCUGCUGGAAUGUUCCCUUCCUCAAUGAACCUACAAGGUGGUUUGCCAUAUAAAGUAUAUCCAGGACACGACGGUGUUUUAACUGAGAAGAGGAAACAACGAAGAAUCCGCACCACUUUUACGUCCGCCCAACUGAAGGAACUUGAACGGGCGUUUCAAGAAACCCAUUAUCCAGACAUUUACACCAGAGAAGAAAUCGCUAUGAAAAUUGACCUCACAGAAGCUAGAGUUCAGGCGGAUAAUUGA